AGCAUCAUUGUUAUUGUUAUAAAAUCUGCAUAAAACCCAUUGUGGCGCUUCUAAUGCUUGUGUCGAAUCUGCGCAUGCGCGUAGCAAGCUGCGUCCUCCUGUUUGUUUUGGUUGCUGCACUGCUGCUGCAAAGAAUGGCGAUCCCUAUAGCGAUCCUGGACUGUGAUCUACUCCUACACGGUCGAGGCCAUAAGACCCUGGACCGCUUUGACCUGGACUCUGUCUCAGACCACUUCCUCCUCACGCAGUUCGGCUUCCCCAGAGAGUUCAUCCUGUAUCUUGUAGAGUUACUCCGAGAGGCUCUCUGUAGACGCACCCAGCGGUCCAGAGCCAUCAGUCCCGAGGUCCAGGUGUUGGCCGCUUUGGGUUUCUACACAUCUGGCUCGUUCCAGACAUCCAUGGGAGAUACUAUCGGGAUCAGCCAGGCGUCCAUGUCGAGAUGUGUGUCCAACGUGACCAGAGCCCUGGUGGAGAAAGCUUCCCAGUUCAUCACGUUCAACAUAGAUCCGUCCAGCAGAGAGCAGUCCUUCCAGGAGUUUCAGAGGGUGGCAGGAUUCCCAGGAGUUCUGGGGGUGCUGGACUGUGUUCAGGUCACCAUCAAAGCUCCGAACAGCGAGGACUCGUCGUACGUGAACAAGAAGGGCUUUCACUCUGUGGGCUGUCAGCUGGUGUGUAACGCCAGAGGCUUGUUACUGAGUGCAGAGACACACUGGCCGGGCGGACUCAAAGACACGGAUGUUCUAGAGAGAUCCGCUCUCCACAAACAGCUGCAGGACACGGAGGAGGGCUGGCUGCUGGGCGACAGUCGCUACCCUCUGAGGAAGUGGUUGAUGACGCCGGUCGACUGCCCCGAAUCCCCGGCGGAGUUUCGGUACAAUCUGGCCCACGCUGCUACACAUGAGAUCGUGGACAGGACCUUCAGAGCCAUCCAGACCAGAUUCAGAUGUUUGGAUGGAGCCAAAGGAUACCUACAGUAUUCUCCAGAGAGGAGUUCGUCCAUCCUGCUGGCCUGCUGCGUUCUCCACAACGCCUCCCUGCAGUCCGGAUUAGACGCGUGGACCCUGGAGAGGACGGACCCUCUGGAGCAGCCCGAGAGCCUGGAACAGAAACCUGAGGACCGCGACAGCCAAGCGGAGGAGCUCCGAACCCAGCUCAUCGUCAAACACUUCAGCUGAACAAACCAAAUCAAGCGCACAGACGCGGUGUUGCUGAUGCAGUUUUUUAAUAUUUUGCUGGUUUCUACUCUACUGACUACACUAAGAUAACAUGGUUAUAUAUAUGGAGGAACAUGCAAGACGCUAUACAACAAACCAAGACAACGUUACACCCAAACACAUUCCAAAUAAGUGUUUGAUUAAUCUCCACAUAUUCAUAACCAAGUAUUCAAACUGUGUGCGGCUGCUGUUAUCGAGGUUUCUUUACAAGUUUUUAUUCCCUCCCCACUUUACAUCUUUCUCCCCCCCC
Molecule: messenger RNA, 1464 nt
Organism: Larimichthys crocea (large yellow croaker)
Lineage: Eukaryota; Metazoa; Chordata; Actinopteri; Sciaenidae
Gene: harbi1
Product: harbinger transposase derived 1
Exons: 7
Coding region: 54-1175 (373 amino acids)
Source: RefSeq, a predicted model, not a curated record